Messenger RNA from Myxozyma melibiosi, 1083 nucleotides. Its product is annotated as HAD-like domain-containing protein. Gene Ontology annotation, biological process: glycerophospholipid biosynthetic process. Lineage: Eukaryota; Fungi; Ascomycota; Lipomycetes; Lipomycetales; Lipomycetaceae. Gene Ontology annotation, cellular component: mitochondrion. Bases 385 to 1044 code for a protein of 219 amino acids. The transcript has 3 exons. The record is from RefSeq and is a predicted model, not a curated record.
CGCGAUUUCGCGUUUGCCUUUGAGUAUGUGAUCUGAUGCUCGAUGUUAUUAAGAGAUUGAGUGCACUGUGCUGACCUGUGUAGUAUCGACGGCGUGCUUAUCCGUGGCGCAAAGGCGCUGGAGGAAGGCAAGGAAGCUCUACGUCUCUUGAAAGAGCACAGUAUCCCAUGGAUCCUGCUCACCAACGGCGGCGGAAAAAGCGAAGCCGAGCGCGUAGCAGGCCUGUCCUCGCAGCUCGGGAUCGACAUCCACAUCGACCAAUUCGUGCAGUCCCACACGCCGUUCAAGCGUCUUGUCCACCGCUACAACAAAGUCCUCGUCGUAGGCGGCGACCGGGAUAAAUGCCGGCACGUAGCCGAGGCGUACGGAUUCAAGGACUGCACAAUGUCGGUCGACGUGCUUGCCGCCAACAAAAACAUCUGGCCGUUCAACCGGUUCACGCCCGAGGACCUUGCACUCGCGCGGCCGUUGUCGGAGAGUAAGUUCGACGCCGUGCUGGUGUUUAACGAUCCCCGCGACUGGGGCUGCGACACGCAGGUUAUCGUUGACGUGUUGGCUUCGGACGAGGGCGUGUAUGGCACCCGCAGCAGCGGACUCAAGCAGACGGUGCCGAUUUACUUUUCCAACGACGACUUGCUGUGGGCGAACGAGUACCCGCUGCCGCGGUUCGGCCAGGGUGCGUUUAGACGCGGGAUCGAGACUAUUUUCCGCGAGUACACGGGCUCCGAGAUGCAGAGCACAAUCAUCGGCAAACCGUACCUCUUCACCUACGAAUACGCACACAGCGUGCUCAACGACUGGCGCCGCCACGCGUUCGGCUACACACAAGACGUGCACAGGGUCUACAUGGUCGGCGACAACCCCGCGUCCGACAUCCGGGGCGGCAACAGCUACGGCUGGUCGACGCUGCUCGUGCGGUCGGGCGUGUACAAGGACGGCGACGUGCUCGACUCGCGCAGCAAGCCGACUGCGGUGGUUGAUAAUGUGCUUGCGGCGGUGAUGCAGGCUAUCGAGUUUGAGCAGGAGCACAGGCUGCGAAAGUAGAUAGAGAACUUACUACAAUAGAGACAGAAAUGACUUGUU